Messenger RNA from Liolophura sinensis, 4107 nucleotides. RefSeq lists its product as uncharacterized. NCBI's taxonomy places the organism in Eukaryota, Metazoa, Mollusca, Polyplacophora, Chitonida, Chitonidae. The transcript has 16 exons. Gene Ontology annotation, biological process: negative regulation of gene expression, epigenetic. The record is from RefSeq and is a predicted model, not a curated record. Bases 6 to 4097 code for a protein of 1363 amino acids. Gene Ontology annotation, cellular component: nucleoplasm.
UGAGUAUGGCUAACUUAUUCGAGCUGAUGAGCGAUACACAGCGGUCCUGUGAAGCAGAGAUAAAGAAAUGCAGCGUAAUUUUACGUAGAACAUGUGCUAUCAGAGAAUCUGUGGACAGAGCGUCAGCAGAGCACACAGAAGCAGUGGGUACGGAGAAAGGUGUGUCUACUUCGAGGGAGUUCUCUGUGACUUCUCAGUGGAACAACCUUAGACUUGAUGAUGCUCGGACUCGCAGUGACCCUAUGGAACAUAUUGGGGCCAACUCUGAAGAACUGACAUGGACCGAAGGACCUCAACGGGUUAGUUCUUUCACUAUCCCAAAGAAAAGGCGUGAAAACAAAGAUUUGUUAGUGGAUCUCCCUUUGACCUCGAGAGAAUGUCAAAAGGAAGUACUACCAACUUUAGUGGAGAGUUAUCAACAUCCAUCAUCACAGGGUGCAUUUUCUUACACCGAAGUAAAGUCUGUCAACAACAAAGGUCUUCUAAACAAGUUUCUAGAGAAGAGACGUGAGCUGCGUCAGAUGGGAUAUUCAGACAAAGAACUGUUGGACAGCUAUGCUUUCCUGUAUGCUCGAACAGCUAAAGAGGUGGAGACAAUCUGUCGGAAUGGGGUUCAUGUGGGAAACAGCUGCGUGUCAUGCUUGGGGCAUCCAGAGAUGGGUGUUCAGCUAUGCAGAUAUUCAGAUGUCUUGAAGCAGGAACCUUUUCAGUACAGUCAAACUGGUCACAUCAUCAUCUUUAAAGUCAUGAAGGGAAAGAUAAAAACUGUGACAGAAAAUAGGAGUAGUGUUUACCUGGAGCCAACACCUAAUUAUGACUGCCACAUAUCAAAGUCAAUCUUGACAGAAAGCACUACAGUCUCACCAGGAAGAGAAUAUGAAUCUACACAGAUCUACUUGUAUGAGUAUGGUGAUUUGGAAGUACUCCCCUGUCCUAGACACAUUUGUCCUGUGUUUGUGGCUAAGUUCACCUACAUAAGAAGAGAACUCAAACACAGUAGCAAGUACAUGUAUGUAACUCCAUCAACUCGAUCAGCUAUUUGCCAUUCAGCCUCCAGUCGAAUGUCUGGUUCUCAGGUCCAAACAACAACUACUACAACCAGUAUUUCGAGCCUACCAUCUCCAUGUGGCCCUACCAUUUCUAGCGGUAUCCCUUCCAGUUGCAUUUCCACCUGGACACCGCAGCCAGCAACCACAAAGGGUGAUGAGAAUGGCACAGUCGUGUGGAAUGGGAAGCUGUGUCUGAUGGGUGACCUUCAUUGUCUGGUUGACCUUGUGUCCAGGUCAUCAAAUCUCAAGCCUGCUCAUCUUGGAACAGCCAUUGACAUUAGGAUGAGGAUGAAGAGGGACACUGCAAGAGCCAAGUUUUUAAGCCAAGUGAAAUCCCUAAGGAGAAAUGCAGAUGUAUUCACCAACAGUCAAUAUUACUCUGUGUGCCAUCUGAAGCCUACGGCAGAUAACUUCAUUUCAAGAUUCCAAGCUGUGGUUAAAUAUCUCUGCAAAAUGGACUCGGUAGGAGUGUUACAUGAUGGAGCCAUGAAUUUACUCCUAAUAAUGCCAGCAGGAAAACUUACAGAGGAACUAGGCCUUUUCCAGGAUGGUGACGCAAACUUACAGUUGUGUUGUGUAUUCAUAUCCCCAAAGCCUAGGAGACAAGUUCUAAGAAACAUCCGUGCUGAAAGAUCUAUUGGGCACUUGCAAGCAUCUGAAAAUAUUGCUGUUACACAAGAUCUUCCACCUGCUCAGAUGAUUCGGCAUCUGGUGUCAUGGUGCCCUGGGGAAGAGAAAGGUACUAAAGUACAGAACUUGUCGCUUCCGGAUUAUGAUCGAGGUUUUCAAACCACUUUUCCCCAGAACUCUCUGAUCAGCAGGCCUUUGCUACAUGACCUGUUUGUGGAGCAAAUCCUGAUACAGCGUCAGCACAACAGUGUAACAGGUGUGCUGCAUGUGCCCAGUAAACUCUAUGGUGAAAAGUCAAAUAUUGGAUCUGUUGUCAAGCCAAAAAUGAACACUCCAAAGGUUUGUAUGCCUGAAGUUACAGCAGGUGUUUGGAACAAGAAAACAGUGUUACAUGAGGAAGAAGUUUCCAAACAAAAAGUUUGUGAUAGUGGCUCCAUAGUUUGUAUUGACUUUAACGGUCCAUCCUGUGAAAUGUCUCCAACAAUGAUAUCCCCGGACACAACUUUUCCAGAUCAUGAUCCCAAGGUCAAUCCCUUAGGAACUCUGAAGGUCAUAGAGCAUACCCUAGAAGAUACGGUAUCAAGUACUGUUUCUGAUUUGAAUACAAGUGUAUCUCCAGACACGCUCACAGAUGAACUUGCAGAGCAAAUAGUCAGGGGUUAUCGUCCAAGUUCCCAUCGUGUAAAUGCAGACCACAAAAAAGUCAAUUUACGAGAUCCAAGGAAAAGAAAACUUCUAGAAACACUGACAAAAGUUGCCAGCGGGCAACAUAGUGCUAUGGAAACCGACACAGCCAAGAAAUCAUGUUACAAUCAGGGGCAUGUUGAGUUGAAUUCAAAGAAAGACACGUUACUUCCAGUGACUUCAUCAGUUUCAGCCAUGGAAAACACUCCCUCAGUUAGUGAUACUGACCUUGCUUCCUUUUCACCUGAACCUUCUGAUGGUAAACAGGAAAACAGUGCCUAUGAAAUCAAUAUUGUGAAAAAGAUUCCCUCUGAACAGUUAGUCCAGAAGACAUCUUUGGCAAGUGAUCAAACACAAAAAAAGCAGGUUGAGCCAGAUAUUGUGAUCACAGCUCUAGGCAUGAAACAACUCCUAGACAGUGAUUUGGAAGACCCAAGUCUCAAAGUUAAUGACGGCUCUGAAGAUGAAUUUGAGGAACCUACACCAGAAGAAAUUUCAGAUGCUCUUGACAGACGACUUUUGAUGGAUUCAUUAAAGCAAUCAAUUAAAAGCUCCAAAACCAGUGGACCGAUAUUGAUAACACCUGGACUUCGUGUCACAAUCAAGAAGAAAGCUGACAGUUCAGUCAUAUCAUCAGCAACGGACAUGAAAUCUUUCCUUAACUUGAAUGUAUCCUGUGUUGAUUCAGUGGAGACUCCCACUGGGUUAAGGGAAGUUCCUGGUGGAAUCGCUAAGGCAGUUUCUGCUGCACAAGACCAAUCCAAACCACCAUUGUUUGUUCAGGGAACACCCAUUAAACCUAAAGGAGACACUGUUAAUAUAAUCAGGACAGAAGACUCUCCAGUAGGCGUCCUAAGAGAUGAAUCAAAAUUAAAGGCAAGUGCCAAAAGCCCAGUGCUGUGGAAGGACAAAACCUUUUGUCUUGAACUUUUGAAAAAACCUACUCCAAAAGAAGUCAUCCAAGAAGAUUGCCUUCAAGCCAAUAAACAAAGUCCUUACACCUCUAAUUUAUCCAAGAAUGAUGCUCAUGGUCUGAGUGAUUCCACAGGUGAAGGUGCACCAAAUUACAGGAUUUCUUCAUUGGAAACUUGCGGAGUGAAGGGAGCUGCAGCCUUGUUCAAAAAAGGCUCUGAUGAGGCCACCCAGAAGAACAGCCAGUACUGUUACCUCUGUAUACCCCUUCCCCAGCGACCUCCUAUCAGUCAUCUGUUCCCAGGCAGUAGCUGCUCCAAGACUAUUCCUGCAGGCUUCUUCAGUGAUGCCCAAUGCCUCAUAACCAUGCCUAAAAGCAGUGGCCGUGCUGUGUUUGAAGAAGAUGUUGUGAUUUCUGAUUUGGCUGGCAACUUGAAGGCAAAUGACUUACUUGUAUUUCUCACAAAUGUGGCACAGAAAUACAACCACUUUGUUGGUGACUAUCUCAAACAGGCUGGGCUCGAUGAAAUUUUACUGGAUUCUGGACGUAUUACUCCUCGAAAAAUAUCUGUUGGCAUUCUUUAUCCAGACAUGACUGUAACAGUGCCAAAUGGUAGUCAAGGAGAGGAUGACCUAAAAGUCUGUGUUUUUGAAGUUCUCCACGGCAGGAACAGCGUACCGCCACUUGAUGACAAGAAAAUGGGGGUCUCUGAUUUCGUUAAUUCUGUGAUCCACACCAGAGGACUUCCAGACACCAGUGACAGACAUAUAGAGUUGACUGAGAAGAUCUCGCUGGAAAAAUGUCGGUUCACAGAAGGAUAAGUCUUGCAAG